CCAAUUUAGUGAUAUGACAUGAGUUGUUGGGGGGGCUUUCGACGUGACAUGGCUUACAAGUGCAAUAAGCGCCGAAGCGGAGGGUGAAAAGAGUGAUACUUUUUUUUUUCGGCGGGAAAAUGACUGGAAAAGGAGCGAAAGGUCUGAUAAUGGGGAAACCCAGCGGCAACGACAAGGACAAAGACAAGAAGAAACCAACUACUCGCUCUUCUCGUGCUGGUCUUCAGUUUCCAGUUGGAAGAGUCCAUAGACUGUUGAAAGGUAGGUCAACUGCUCAUGGACGUGUUGGAGCGACCGCAGCGGUUUACACAGCCGCCAUUUUGGAGUAUCUGACCGCAGAAGUCUUGGAGCUCGCUGGAAACGCUAGCAAGGAUCUCAAAGUGAAGCGUAUCACACCAAGGCACUUGCAGCUCGCUAUCCGUGGUGACGAGGAGCUCGAUACUCUCAUCAAAGGAACUAUUGCUGGUGGUGGAGUCAUUCCGCACAUUCACAAGUCUCUCAUUAACAAAUCUGGCAAAGAAUAAGAAGCCUUUUUUUUGUUUUCUCUACCAUUCCCUAUAAUCCCUCUAUCUCUGUAUCUCGGACCUCCUUUUCUGUAAUAACAGUCGUGUGUAUGUUAAGACAUUAGUAGAGAAACUCUUAGGAUUGUUUGUUUGUUGUUUAAGGACCCACCUGUGUGUGACUUGUUUCUCCUU
This is a messenger RNA of Capsella rubella, 695 nucleotides long. RefSeq names its product probable histone H2A variant 3. The coding region runs from base 120 to 524 and encodes 134 amino acids. The transcript is spliced from 3 exons. NCBI's taxonomy places the organism in Eukaryota, Viridiplantae, Streptophyta, Magnoliopsida, Brassicales, Brassicaceae. Gene Ontology annotation, molecular function: structural constituent of chromatin; DNA binding; protein heterodimerization activity. Gene Ontology annotation, cellular component: nucleosome. The record is from RefSeq and is a predicted model, not a curated record.